AUGGACCGCAAAAGACCGGUCCUAGGUGGUUCGGUUCGGUUCCCUCAAUAUCUGGCCUUGAAUGGUGCACUCAAAGGCAAUACUCGUUACCGAUUUGCCUUUACAGAAGGGGGUUAUCGCAGCUACCACGGACGUCGCCCCAAGAGAGGGGGCCGCUCUGCAGCGGACGAUCGGACAACCAUGUUGGACAAAGAAACAGGAUUUUGGGUCCCAAUCCCAGCGAAUUACACGGCCCCUCACACGCCAGAAGAUCUCAUUGAGGCAGAGAACGACAUACGCAUUCAGGAUCGUCGUUGCAUCGCAUAUGUCCACCCAGAGACUCGCAAAGCCUUCAAGGAACUCAAUGCCUCUCGUGAGCCCGGCGAUCCGGAGAUCCACCCUCUCCACGUUUAUGAUAUUUCAGAGGGGGAAGAGGCAGCGUUGGUGGCAGGCCUCAAAGGGGAAGAGGCAGCCUACAAGUUCCGAAAGCCCUGGGAGGAGGGCCACAGCCGCUACCAAGGCUCCUUACCUCAAGAAGGUGCCCAAAAUGCUGCAGAUAGGCGUACGGAAAUGUGGGACAACGAAACACAGAUGUACUGCAUGCUCCCUGCGGGUUACAUGGCCCCACACGACCCCCAGGACUAUGUUGACGCUGUCAACCAUGAACUGGCUCGAGCUGAGCAGCAUCGUCGCUCUGCAAUUAUUCUUGCACGUCGCCAACUUCGUCCACGUAAGGAAGAAGGGAAGAAGGAGAAAGUCACAGCAUUAGAGGACUGGGAAGCCCCAGAUCCCAUGAUCGAGAGUGACGUCACUGGGUCCGAUUAUGAAGAGGGACGGCGUGAGGAAGAAAAGACGAGGGACUGGCAUAAAUCGAGGGGACAGUCGGUUACGGACACUGAAGAGGAUGACACGAAGAUUGACGAGGAAGAUGCCAAAGAAGAACCAGACUUGGAGUGCGAGGAGGAAGAAGCGCGUGAGGAGGAAGAACAGCGUUCCAAAGGCAAGAAACCUUUGGUUACGGACACCGAGGAGGAAGACGAACGCGACUUGGAGCGUGACGAGCAGGAAGAAGCGCGAUCCAAAGCCGCUCGCCUUUUGUUAUCGACAAUGAAAACAGAAGGGAAAGUACACACCUCAUCCGCCCACUGGAAGGACUUAACGGCGUCAUACACACCUUCCCAGUUGGACGCCGCAUCCAUCUUGAGCAGCUACGGACUCACAUUGAUCCCCGACGCCCUGCUCCCAGACCUUGAAGAGGUUUCUUCGACAAAGCCUUCACUCCUGGAAACGGCAUUGUAUCCGAUGUUCGGCCAGGUCGUCUGGCAAGUCGCACAUAGGUUGGGCCAUCUCUAUGGCCGUUCUUCGGACUUCGCCAUGGAGAAAGCAGGUCUUCUGCGCAAAGAGAAGCGAGCUCCAAACCGCUACAACCUGUUUAAAACUUUUGCUAGCAGGACGAAACCAGAGGAGGGAGAUCAUGAAGGCCUCCAGCUCUGGAACAGGGCCACGAAUGAGGAGUACAAGAAGCUUAUGGAAGGAGCGACAACAAAAGAAGAGAAAGAUGAACGGAUGCAGGAGGCCGUUAGUUUCAUCAAGAAUCAAGUCAACGAAGAAGGGACCAAUGUCUGUGACGCGAACCUUCGCUUCGCGUCUCACAUGAAGGAAAUUCGCGAUCUUAUCACCAAUAUCAAACGUCGCGACAAAUCUUUCGACAUUGCUGGUAUCUUGGUCUACAGCGGCAGAAAUCUAACGGCUGCUAUGCAUGCGGACCAGCAAAUUAAGCAGUCGAUGGAGGAACUAAAUGUGACUCCCUCGACUACAGCUAGCUCCUCAAUGGCUCGCGCCCGGACCAGCCUUGCAUCUGCUUUGAAGAAGGAGGCUUCUUCGGAUAAGGAUGUGCUACCUUACACGAAGGAACGUCAGAAACAAUUCACGCGAUUGUUUCUUGAUCUUUUGAAUGGGUGCUUGGCUGAAAAGGAUCGACGCACGUCGGCCCCUUGGACCACGUGGCCCAAUCUCGCCUACCAAUUCAAACUGGUUAUCACAGGUUGGGAUUCUGCUAUGGUCGACAUAGCCUUCUGCCCGGGAUUUGCACCUACCAAGAUCACAAGCUCUCAAUGGAAGCACCUAUCGACUCUGAUUGUAAAGAAGCUCUUGGUGGUGAAGCCCUGGUCUGACGGCAAGCUUACUGAUGCAGCUGAGAACCGGACACAUACCACUCAAUGGUUACCUAUAUCGCAUAACAAAGUCAACCACCAGCCGCUGCGACGCAUGUUGGAGGAGAAGGAGACAGGAAGUAGCGGAGACAGUGGUACACUAUCUAUUCGAGUGCCAAGAAUACGCGGCAGAACGGAAACAUGUAAACGACGCAAGACACUUGGAAGACAAACUGGCGCUGCGGCCAGCGGAAGACGAAACACCAACCAGCCGGACUGCAAAGUUAAGCAGAAGACAGGACUACCCCGCUCGCCUAUAGGAUGCACCUCUAAACGGCGUUUCCGUGCCGGACUAGGAAGGGGAAUGAUCGCCAUGGGCGUGCCCUCUCCAGUGCAAGAGCAAAGACUAAUCCCAGAGAGUGAAGCUUGCUUCGGCGAGAUCCCUGUCAUUAUUAACUCCGAAGGUCUUCCAAUGGUCUUUGUCAAAGACUCGACUAAAUGGGUCCGUCACAAUUGCUCUAUUUCGGCCCCAACGAAGAAGCGCGAUCAGAAAGGUGAUACAUCUUCCCCUGUCAGUUCUUUCCCUUCGUCUCCGGCGUUGUCCACGAAGAAGCGAUCACAUGACACCGCCAUGGCCUCGCCUGAAGAAGAACUCAAGCACAAGUCCACAAGAGAGUACCGCCCUCUGCCGAAACAACCAGAAGUGGAACCUCCCGCUAAACGCCAACGUCACGUCUCCUUCACCUCCCUUCCCGAUAACAUGUUUUAUACCAAACUUCGACGAGCUGAACAUCCAAUCUCCUUCUUUGACCCACUCAAGAACCAGAAAACACCGGCUUCAUCGUCUCGUUCAGUCUCUCAACCCUUCGCUAGUUCUUCAGGUCACGUUGCCUCAUCAUCUCGAUCAGUAUCUCAGCCUUUUGCUAGUACUUCUGGCCAUGCUCGUGUUUCAGGCAAACGUGCUGGGCCAGGGAAGAACUCUCAAGAUUCAGCUGUGUCCCCUCCUUUUGCCUUUGUCCACCUACACACCUCACUCCACCCUUUUUUCCUUUUUUCGAUCAAGGCACUUGCUUGA
Messenger RNA from Laccaria bicolor S238N-H82, 3207 nucleotides. RefSeq lists its product as uncharacterized. Bases 1 to 3207 code for a protein of 1068 amino acids. The record is from RefSeq and is a predicted model, not a curated record. NCBI's taxonomy places the organism in Eukaryota, Fungi, Basidiomycota, Agaricomycetes, Agaricales, Hydnangiaceae. The transcript is spliced from 13 exons.